AUGAUAUUGGCAAGGAGUACAGAGCAAGCUCAAAUAAGAGAAGUAUAUAUUACCGGUCUUGUCAACAAUUGGCUGGAAGAACAUGGUAUUUCAUUAGCUGCCAGUAAAACAGACGUUAUGGUCCUGACGAGACAGAGACAUUAUGGGGAUUUAGUGAGUUUAGAGGUAACAGAAGAAACUGUUGUGGCUGCGCCAGGGGCCCGAUAUUUAGGAGUGCAUGUUGACAAGAAGCUCAGGCACUGGUCACAUAUCCUGAAAGCAGCUGACAAAGCUAGCACAAUGGUAGCGAAGCUCUCCAGGCUAAUGCCUAACAACAAAGGCCCCAGUGAACGCCAGAGGAAAACUCUUAUGAGUGUGGCUCACUCAAUAAUGCUAUAUGGUUCAGAGAUCUGGGUUCGUGCGCUAAAUAUACAGAAGUACGAGUAUAGGAAACGAAUUGUUUCGGUGCAGAGACGUUAUGCUUUGUGUAUAGCAAGUGCGUAUCGCACCGUUUCAGCUUCGGCAGUAAUGGUUGUUGCGGAAGUCAUACCGAUUUUUCGUCUCGCCAUGGAAAGGAAAGGAGUGUAUGAGCGAAGCCAAGUGAAGGAAGAUCGACAAGCAGUUAGAGCUAAGGAGAGAGCCAGAACUCUUUCAGAAUGGCAGCAAUGUUGGAGCACAGACACCAGAGGAAGGUGGACUGUACGAUUAAUAGGGGAGGUGGCUCCGUGGUCCGGGAGGAGGCAUGAGGAGGUGAAUUUUUAUCUCACCGAGUUCUUCACGGGACAUAGGCACCUUAACGCAUAUCUAAAUCUGCGAAAUAGGAAGGAAAAUGAGUUCUGUGAUUACUGCCACACGGAAAUCGAUAAUGUAGAGCACACAUUCUAUGAAUGUGAUAGAUGGGUGUAUAAGAAGCACGACUUGGAGACUAUUUUUGGGCAUGCGUUAAUUUUUUUAAACACAGUAACAACGACGCUGCGCAAUCAAGAAGACUGGGAGUCGGUGGUGUCUUAUGUUGAUUCGAUCCUUCGACAAUAA
Molecule: messenger RNA, 1014 nt
Organism: Belonocnema kinseyi
Lineage: Eukaryota; Metazoa; Arthropoda; Insecta; Hymenoptera; Cynipidae
Exons: 1
Coding region: 1-1014 (337 amino acids)
Source: RefSeq, a predicted model, not a curated record